Dreissena polymorpha is the source of this 601-nucleotide messenger RNA. RefSeq lists its product as uncharacterized. NCBI's taxonomy places the organism in Eukaryota, Metazoa, Mollusca, Bivalvia, Myida, Dreissenidae. The transcript is spliced from 3 exons. The record is from RefSeq and is a predicted model, not a curated record. Bases 53 to 601 code for a protein of 182 amino acids.
GUUCAACAUAUGGAAUCUGAUCCAACGCAAGAGCCUCGAGAACACCUUCUGUAUGACAUGCAAGUUCCGGACCGGCGCCAAGGUGCACCGAAUCAGCGACCGCACGGUGCUCCGACGGCGGCCGAAGCGGGAAAUAGUCAAGGAGACCGGAAGUGACGACGAAGGGUCGACAUCGUCGUCAGACCCCAGCACGGCGUGGGACGACUUUGACGACGUUGAAGACUUGGUGGAGCUAUAUAAGACUCUGACCGGCGCACAGCCAGGUGUGGCAGUGAGUAGCCUCAUCACGACCAGGCCCAAGUAUUCGCUCAACAGGCCGCUGUCAGGGGUGGACACCGACAUCAUUAUGAACAUAGCGGAGAAUGGAACCAGAACACAGAAGCUGUACCUGAAGAAGUGCGCCGACUUCCUGGUGGCGCCGUGCCGGAUGUUCGUUUCGUGCCUCCAACAUCCGGUCAUUGACGUCGGCCAUCAGAAUCUUGGACCCAAGGGGGCGGAGGCGUGCGCCGUAGCGUUAGCGGUUCGGUUAUGUCGUGAUACGCCAUUCAUUUUAAUCCAACAUGCGCUUUUCAUUGAAAUUAGUAGGCAUUCAAAGUUGUAA